Symphalangus syndactylus (siamang) is the source of this 2233-nucleotide messenger RNA. It is a transcript of the gene CHP2, whose product is annotated as calcineurin like EF-hand protein 2. The record is from RefSeq and is a predicted model, not a curated record. Gene Ontology annotation, molecular function: calcium ion binding. Lineage: Eukaryota; Metazoa; Chordata; Mammalia; Primates; Hylobatidae.
GGGGAGCGCCCUGGGGUUGGGAGCGCCCGGGGCCCGCGAAGGAGGAGGUGGCUCAGGAUUCUGGGCGCACCGUGGGAACCGGCCCCGGGGGAGGCGUGGAAAGGCGGGGCCCGGGACUCGACCAGCCUCUCCCGUGCUGAUCACAAAAUCUCGGAGCUGAAACAGCCCGUUGUUCGCAGCCUCCCUCUGACCCGCCACCCUGCACAUUGUUUUCCAUUCGCCCGGGUCGCGGGUGGGAGGCGAGGCACGCGGGGGUUCUGGAGCUUGGCCGCGCGCCAAGCUUGUGGCCUUCGUCCCCUGGGGCCACUGGGGCGGCCACGCCUCUCCGGCGGGAGGAGAGAACGCGUGGGUCCGGGUGGCUGCUCCGGCUCUUCCGCCUCCAGCUCGGCCAUGGGGUCGCGCAGCUCCCACGCCGCGCUCAUUCCCGACGGGGACAGUAUUCGGCGAGAGACCGGCUUCUCCCAAGCCAGCCUGCUCCGCCUGCACCACCGGUUCCGGGCACUGGACAGGAACAAGAAGGGCUACCUGAGCCGCAUGGAUCUCCAGCAGAUAGGGGCGCUCGCCGUGAACCCCCUGGGAGACCGCAUUAUAGAAAGCUUCUUCCCCGAUGGGAGCCAGCGAGUGGAUUUCCUGGGCUUUGUCAGGGUCCUGGCUCAUUUUCGCCCUAUAGAAGACGAGGACACAGAAACCCAAGACCCCAAGAAACCUGAACCUCUCAACAGCAGAAGGAACAAACUUCACUAUGCAUUUCAGCUCUAUGACCUGGAUCGCGAUGGGAAGAUCUCCAGGCAUGAGAUGCUGCAGGUUCUCCGUCUGAUGGUCGGGGUACAGGUGACAGAAGAGCAGCUGGAGAACAUCGCUGACCGCACAGUGCAGGAGGCUGAUGAAGAUGGGGAUGGGGCUGUGUCUUUCGUGGAGUUCACCAAGUCUUUAGAGAAGAUGGACGUUGAGCAAAAAAUGAGCAUCCGGAUCCUGAAGUGACUCCAUUUGUGCCUUGGGCUUGCUCCUGCAACCAGUAUCUCCUUGGAAUUCACCCAAAGCCCUCAUGGAUGCAUGGACGCAGGGCGCCAAUAAACUGUAUUCUUGCUUCUAACUCUAUUUAGGGCCAAGGGAAGAAAGCUGGAAGGAUGUGUACUAAAGUCUAGCUCAGCAGUCCCCAACCUUUUUGGCAUCAGGGGCAGUUUUUCCACGGAUGGGUGACAGGGGAUGGUUUUGGGAUGAUUCAAGUGCGUUACAUUUAUUAUGCACUUUAUUUCUAUUAUGAUUACAUUGUAAUAUAUAAUGAAAUAAUUAUACAACUCACCAUCAUGUAGAGUGCACAACCUAGAUCCCUUGGGUGUGCAGUUCACAGUAGGAUUUGGGCUCCUAUGAGAAUCUAAUGCCACUGUUGAUCUGACAGGAGGCAGAGCUCAGGCGGUAAUGCAAGCAAUGGGGAGUGGCUGUAAAUACAGAUGAAGCUUCAGCUCUCCUGCCACUCACCUUGUGCUGUGCAGCCCGGUUCCUAACAGACCACAGACCGGAUGCCAGGUCUAGCGCAUUUGGUCUGAGAACUGUGAAUCAGCCAGCAAUCUUUUGGUUGCAAAUCACUGAAAACCCAACUCAAAGUGACUUAAGUCAGAAAUAAAUUUUAUGAAUUCAUGUAAUUAAAAAGUCCGGAAGUAUCUGCCUUUAGGCACAGCUGGAUCCAAGGGCACAAAUGAUGUCAUCAGGCCCCAGUUAUUCUCCAUCUCCUAGCUCAGCUUUUUCUGUCUGUAAGCCUGAUUUUCAGGAAGGCUCUUUCCUAGUGAUGGAGAUGACCAACAUCAGCUCCAGGCUUCUAUCCUGCUAACCCAGUAACCCAACGGGAAGAGAUUUACUUAUUCCAAUAAUUCCAAGUGGAGAGUGUCAUUGAUCUGUUUGGGGUCUCAUCCCUACGUCUAGGGGAAUGGAACACUCUGAGUGGCCAGGCCUGUGUCAUGUGCUAAUUCCUAGAGCCAGGGAAAUAAGGUCUGAGGAUUCAGGAUGGAGUGAAAGGUGGUUGCUUAAAGGAAAAUGAAAUACAAUUAGCAGAAUAAGGGGAAAUGAGUGGUCUGCUCUGCUCGGGCAAAACAAGAGAUGCCCAAUACUGUGAGGGACCCUUGAAGUCUGGACUCUUAAAUAGGUUUUUGCUGAUUUCCUGGGUGCAUGCUAGGAUGAUGAGGCUUGAUGGGGUAGGGAAGAGAUAAUGUAAAAAUAAUAAACAGUAUAUGCCUUC